Colletotrichum destructivum is the source of this 2073-nucleotide messenger RNA. RefSeq lists its product as uncharacterized. Bases 1 to 2073 code for a protein of 690 amino acids. The record is from RefSeq and is a predicted model, not a curated record. The transcript has 4 exons. NCBI's taxonomy places the organism in Eukaryota, Fungi, Ascomycota, Sordariomycetes, Glomerellales, Glomerellaceae.
AUGGCGUCUAUAGAGCCGCGAGGCCAACCGAUCGACCUCCACGAUUUGAGCGAGCACAUACGCGCCUCGAGAGGCGGUUCCCAGCGGCCGUGGCCUCGGCGCCAAGACAGCAAAACCAAAGACGAGUGGCACGUUAUCGAGGUCGGCAGCGAUACCUCCAAGGAAUGGGCAAGAAGCCCAAAAGUCGAAGAAGCGUGCUCGGGAUACCCGUCGCCUUUGGGGACCGCCACGCCCUUGUCGUAUAGCACGAAUUUCCUCCAUCCCGCCACGCCCGAUGGCCAGGAGUCGACCUUCACCCCGAGGGGGGACGAGUUCAACGACACCGCCUCCCUCACGGCGAUGUCGAACAGAGACGGGAGAAAAAAGUCCAGCAACAGAUUCGUGUGGUGGACCUUUGGCCUGUGGUUGCUCGGGGUGCUGAUGAUGACGUUGACGACCGUGUACUCGACCGGCUCGGCCAAGGCCUUGAUGAGGAUGAACUUCUUCGUCAUGUCGUCCAAGAACUCCAUCUUGAUCCUGCGCGUGCUGACGGAACUCUGCGCCGUUACCCUGGCUGCCCUCGUUGUGGUCGUUGUCGAGGACUUGCAAUGGGCACUGGCAUCUCGCCCUGGCGGCGUGAGUCUGUUGACCUUUGUUGGGCUCGAUAGCGGCACAGGCGUCUGGGGACUCUUGCGCCUCCUGGCGACGGCCGAGUGGAAGCAGAAGUACUCGAGUCUGUUCCGUCUUCUGGUCAUCUGUUCAAUCCCUCUGCCGGGCAUUAUCCUAAUGGGUGCUCUCUCCAUCGACAUGGUCACCUUUCCUGAAAAGACGUAUAACGUGUCUGCUGGAAUUGGCCGUUUUAACGCCUCGUACGUCUACCAGAUCCGCCAGUCCACAGCAACAGCAUUGUUGGUGCAAAUGGGCAGCCCUGCCUGGUCUGACAGGGAGUCCUUCUCCGUGGACCCUCUGGGCGAGGGUCUAGGGCAGUGUAUUGGCGCGAACGGCAAGGGGGUGCCGUGUGACGAGUCUCACAUACUCACAGGCGGCGUGUUUGCCGUCGCGCCGCAAACCGAUGAUUUGAAGCAAUACCCAAGCGCGGGAGCAUAUGUCGUUCCCAAAACGCGCAUCGUCCAGCUAGAGUACGGCAAAGUGCAGGACCUCGACGGCCUCCGCUCGACCGGCAAAUGUUUCCUUCUCGGCGCCGCCCACGCCGCCUCGUACUGGUGUGCCGAUGUCAGCGAGGGAAACGGAUUUCUGUUUGGCUCGGCAUAUUGCCCAAUCUCGCUGCAAGUGAAGAGCGCCUGUCUUAACAACACAGACUGGACCAACCGCCUGGAGAUUUCCUCCUCGCUCUUUGUGUACUCGCGUCACGCGACCGUCACAUACGAUCGGAGGAACUUUUCCAUCCUGGCAGUGUCCGACAUGUCUCCGGCGCUCCAAGAGAUCAUCACCCUCGAGGAGUACAUGCUGUCGCUGUCGGCGGUCGUCCCAGGCUUCAACACGAGCGCGGCGGCGACCAAGGGGGACAACUCGGCCCUCGCCAUCUACGCCGUCACGGCGCUGCCGAUCAACGAGAGCGAGGUGGCGAAGAAGCAGUCGCUCAAGGCCAUCCGGAAGGCCAUGUCGGUGCCGUUCCACUACUUCCAUGCCAACUACUUUUCCAGCGGGCCCUCGAUCUGGGAGCUCAAGGGGCCCCGUCAGGGGCUGUCGGAGGACAUGUACACGACCAUGUCUAUAUCGAUCCUCAGCCACCAAGUCGUGGCGGGCAAGGUCAGCAGGGCGCUCUUCGUAGUCGUGAGCGGGCUGAUCCUGCUUCUCUCGGCGGCCAUCAUCAUAGCCACGUCGAGGGUCUGUGUGAAGAGGCCAGAGAGGUGCGGCUACCCAACGCUGGACUUUGCCGCCGUGUGUGCGAUGAAAGGAGGGAUGCAACCUGCACCACCACCAUCAGGAUGGGCGGAUAGACGAGAGGCGGCGGAUGACAGCCCGCCGGACCACGUGAACAGGCUACACAGGAGUCUGACAGAGUUGGGCAAGAAGCCUAAGUCUUUCGAGGUUGCGAAGAAUAUCCAGAACGAUAGAGUAAUCAUUGGAUAG